GGUGACGUUUACUACCGGAAUGGAAAGAAAGAUAUGUUUAACGAUACAUAUCUUUUAUUUUUCAUUUUUACAUUGUUAAGUGUGCUAUUGUACUGAAAUGUUAUCAUUAGGAUGUCUAUUUUGUUACGGAGUAUUGUUGGCUGUACUCAUAACAAUCGUGUUUUUCAUAAUAAUAUAUGUGACAAGCGAACGGUAUCCCAAAAUCUCGAGGGAUGAAGGAGAAAAAUUCUUUUUCGACAGUCAGAUGAAGAUAAAGGUGGCAUUCCCUUCAUUACAUGACCCCUGGAGCGUACAACUCAGUGUCAUUGUACCUGCUUACAAUGAAGAACAAAGAUUACCUCCCAUGUUGGACGAAUGUCUGGAGUAUCUGGAAGAACGUAGGAAGUCUGGAUUGACUUAUGAAGUGAUAGUAGUCAGUGAUGGCAGUACAGAUAAGACUGUUGAAGUAGCGCAUCGUUAUGCAUCAAAAUACAGCACUCUAAAAGUAUUAAAUCUUAUAAAAAAUAGAGGGAAAGGUGGAGCUGUAAGACUGGGUAUGCUGAGUGCAAGAGGCAGCGCUUUACUGUUCGCAGAUGCAGAUGGUGCUACCAAGUUUAACGAUUUAAAGAAGUUAGAUGAGAGUCUGAUGAAUGUUUUAGGAUUUGAUUACAUUAACAAACCCGAGAAAACGGCAUCGUCCGAUGCAGUAAUAUGUGGCUCGAGAGCUCAUUUGGAAAAAGAAGAAACAGCCAAACGAUCCUACUUCCGACUCUUUCUUAUGCACGGCUUUCAUUUCUUAGUCUGGCUGUUGUGCGUUAGGGGCAUCAGAGAUACGCAGUGUGGAUUCAAGCUUUUAACGAGAAAAUCAGCGAGAACAAUAUUCGAAGCGCUACAUGUCGAACGCUGGGCAUUUGAUGUAGAAAUGCUUUAUAUUGCACAGACUCUCAACAUUCCCGUGACCGAAAUAGCAGUAAACUGGACGGAGAUCGAGGGCUCCAAGAUCGUACCGUUUUGGAGCUGGUUGCAGAUGGGCAGAGAUCUAUUCUUUAUCUGGCUUAGAUACAGAAUCGGGGCGUGGAAGAUAAAUAAACCUAAAAAUUAGGACUUAAUAUUAAUUAGACUUAAUAUUAACGCAUGAAGUCUGUCUAAAGAUCUUGACUGAACUGUGUCUCCUAUUUCUUUUAUAAAAAUAUUUUUAUAAUGAAAUAUCAUGGAAAUUAUAUAUGAACACAAUGUAUCUAUAUAAAAUUUUAUAUGGCAGUAGUAAUGGAAGGACUUACAUAUAGUAAUGAAUGAGAGUAUUAUCGAUCACUUAAACGUCAUUUAGUUUUAGUGAACUCUAUACUGCUCAUUACAUUAUUUAAAGCCUGGGCAUGAAAAAAAAAGAGAUAGAUUGAUAUAUUUGACAUGCGACACUAGACAAAGAAAGAAAUGAAUACUGAUCAACCUAUUUCUUUUUUUAGGCUUAAUAUAUAAUAACCCUUAUUAAUAGGGUAACAUCUAUGUAACAUU
This is a messenger RNA of Trachymyrmex cornetzi, 1491 nucleotides long. RefSeq names its product Dolichyl-phosphate beta-glucosyltransferase wollknaeuel (gene wol). Gene Ontology annotation, cellular component: endoplasmic reticulum membrane. The transcript has 5 exons. The record is from RefSeq and is a predicted model, not a curated record. NCBI's taxonomy places the organism in Eukaryota, Metazoa, Arthropoda, Insecta, Hymenoptera, Formicidae. Bases 98 to 1081 code for a protein of 327 amino acids. Gene Ontology annotation, biological process: protein N-linked glycosylation.